Molecule: messenger RNA, 675 nt
Organism: Dendrobium catenatum
Lineage: Eukaryota; Viridiplantae; Streptophyta; Magnoliopsida; Asparagales; Orchidaceae
Exons: 3
Coding region: 1-675 (224 amino acids)
Source: RefSeq, a predicted model, not a curated record
AUGGCGGAAAGCAAUGGCAGCAGAAUUCCUUGCAUUACAAAAAUAGGGAACAUGAUGCCUAGUGCCACCUCCCAAAAAUGCACUUAUACUGGGAUGCAAAUGGACUUUCCGAACAAAGCUACGCGCCGACGGCUCCAUCGCCAGGUACAAUACAGACAUAUAACGGGUUCACUCCAAUACCUCAUCCUCACACGACCUGAUCUAGCGCAUGCAGUCAACAUGUUAUCUCAAUCAAUGCAUGAUCCAGCUCCUGAGCACUCGAUCCUUCUAACCAAGAUCCUUCGAUAUUUCAAAACCACGAGUAACUAUGGCAUACCCAUCUCCAAGUCGAAUUUGCGGAUGCGUGCGUUCUCAGAUGUCGACUGGGCAGGAGAUCCAAGUACGAGAAAAUCCACGUCAGGUUUUUGCACAUUCCUCGGCAACACACUCGUCUCCUGGUCUGUUAAGAAGCAAUCUACGAUCGCUCGAUCAUCCACUGAAUCUGAGUACAGAGCUCUGGCAGCAGCAACCGCAAAUACUAUCUGGCUCAAGCAUCUGCUAACCGACUUCAGCAUUCACCAUGAUCAACCCAUAGAGCUAUUCUAUGACAACAUAUCGGCGAGUACUAUCGUUAACAAUUGGGUUCUGGAAAAUGGAAGGAAGUCGUGGAUUAGCGGUCCAGAGUCUGAUUUGUGA